Messenger RNA from Exophiala oligosperma, 2379 nucleotides. RefSeq lists its product as uncharacterized. The transcript has 8 exons. Lineage: Eukaryota; Fungi; Ascomycota; Eurotiomycetes; Chaetothyriales; Herpotrichiellaceae. Gene Ontology annotation, molecular function: iron ion binding; monooxygenase activity; oxidoreductase activity, acting on paired donors, with incorporation or reduction of molecular oxygen. The record is from RefSeq and is a predicted model, not a curated record. Bases 1 to 2379 code for a protein of 792 amino acids.
AUGUCGAUCGAACCAUCAUGGAUUGUUGGCCUGGCCACACUCAGCAUUUUCUUGUACGCUCUUUGCACUGUAGGGAGAAGAGGCAAGAACUAUCCACCAGGACCACUGACACUACCAUUAUUGGGGAACCUUCAUCAAAUUCCAUUAAAGGGCGCUCAUUUCAAAUUUACCGAGUGGGCAAAAGUGUACGGAGGAAUCUUCUCCCUCAAACUGGGACCUGGCACGGCCGUCGUCGUCACCGACCGUCGCGUGGUGCGUGAGCUUUUGGACAAACAGAGCGCCAUCUCGAGCUUCAGACCGCCGUCGUACGUCGGCAAUUUGAUCACAGGCGGAGAUCAUGUCCUCGUCAUGGAUCCCGGUCCCAAGUGGAGGACGAUGCGGAAAGUGAUCGUACAGGAAUUUACAGAGACCAUGUGUGACAAGAAACAUGUCAACGUGGUGAAUGCGGAAGCGAUUCAGAUGUUGAGGGACAACGUCGUCGAUCCGAAAGGUUUGAUGAAACAUCCAAAACGAUUUGCAAACAGCAUCAUCAUGAGUCUAGUCUUUGGAGUUCGUACACCCGACAUAACAACGUCGCAUAUGAGACGCAUGUUUGAGCUCAUGGAGCAUUGGUCACUGGUCAUGGAGCUGGGCAGCACACCUCCGGUCGACUUUUAUCCUUUUCUCAAAUGGAUCCCUCAGCGAUUCCUGGGCAACUGGAUUUCUCGUGCAAAUCAGGUCAAGGAAGAAAUGUAUUCUCUCUAUCGAGACCUUGUGGAGGAUGUAAUCAGACGAAGAGAUGCCUUGGGCCCGCGAGAUUCGAUGAUGGAUCGAGUUCUGGAUCAACUAGACUCGGGAAAGCUAACGCUAACGAAACAUCAGCUGUACUUCCUUGCGGGGAUCGUGAUUGAGGGCGGCUCGGACACGACAGCGUCAGGUAUCCUGGCGUUUCUCAAGGCCAUGACAUGUCUUCCAGAAGUGCAGAAGAAGGCACAGGCUGAAAUUGAUGCCGUGGUUGGACAAGACAGGACGCCUCAAUGGUCCGACUAUGAGAAGCUUCCAUACGUGAGUCAGGUCUUGAAGGAAUCCAUGAGAUGGCGGCCUGUGGGUGGUGCCGGCGUUCCGCAUGCUCUUUCUGACAUGUUGGCCGAACUCGAGGAGCGUACCCGAGAACGAGAUGCUGCGAAAGGCGAACUUGACAUGGCCAAAGAUACUGCCCGCACCUACUACCAACGUAUGGUCCAAGCGGAAGCAGACAAAUCUCAUGUCCAGACAUCAACGGAGUGCGACAGGUUCCUGCUUGUCCUGAUAGAUGGCGAUAGCAUGCCGUUUCUCGAUGAAUUUCUUCCAAGAGGCAUGGAAGGUGGCGAGGACGCUGGAAAGCAUCUCCGAUCUUCAAUUCUCGAUUAUUACAAAACAAACCCCAAAUUCCACGCUGACGAUCGUAUUAUCAUCCGUGUAUAUGCUAAUGUGCGUGGUUUUGCUCGUGCUCUCAAAGCUGCCAAGAUCAUCUCCGAAGAGUCGACGUUUGAUCAAUUCAUCGCUGGCUUCAAUAAGAGCCACCUGCUGUCCGACUACAUCGACGCUGGUCCAAACAAGGAAGCUGCAGAUUCCAAGUUGAAAGGUCUACCCAAAGCAAACUUCGAGCUCUUCUAUCGAAACCGCCAUUGUCAGCAUAUUGUAUUUGGAGGAUCUGCAGACAACAGCUACGCAGGCUUUCUCGGCCCGUAUGCGCUUCCUGGGGGCAUCAAUGAUCGCGUAACCCUGAUUGAAGGGCCGCCGUUCGCUUCUGAUCUCCGAAAAGUAGCGCAAGGGUUCAAUCGAGUGGCGUUGACGACCGUCUUCAGGACGACAAAGAUUCAAGUGAUCAAUGGUAACCAAAUUGUUGCGGGAGUCAAGAGACCUGCCCCUGCAAGCUACAUCUCUGGCCGACCGACGACAGGUGCAGCUCUGACGCCAGCAGACAAAAAGCCUUCACAUCCUCCGACAGUGCCUAUUCCCUCGCCGGUCAUAUACCAGAAUCAAUAUGGCCAGCGUCUUGAUACACCAUUGACCUACGAUAAGGAAUACCUCAAGCUUCUUUACGACAAGAAUUCGAGGCUGUGCAACAACUUUUAUUUGCGUGGCCACUGUCUCUUCGGGAAUACCUGUGCAUGGGACCACUCCCAACAGUUGACCCAAACCCAACUCGACACAAUGCGAUACAAAGCCAGGACCUCGAAUUGCUUCAACCCCUUCUGUGCGGAUCCGGCCUGUUGCUUGGGCCACAUGUGUCCGAGGGGAAGUGCCUGCAAUAACCCAGCAUGCAAAUUUCUCCCUGAGAUGCACAAUAUUGACGUCAGCCACGUGUACGAAUACAACACUGUAACGCAGGAGAAGAAAGAGUUGAAGCCUUCCUAG